Molecule: messenger RNA, 1078 nt
Organism: Cuscuta campestris
Lineage: Eukaryota; Viridiplantae; Streptophyta; Magnoliopsida; Solanales; Convolvulaceae
Source: the annotation of a GenBank genome assembly
GGAAAAAGAAAAUUGGAGUAAAAAUGGAAGAGUGAAUGAAAAAGUAGGAAGAAAGGGAAAAUUAACUCCCAAGAGAACAUGCUCCAAGACUAAUGGUUAACAGGUGGAAACUUUCAACUUACGUUGAAUUGUUUCCACUUCGGGACUGUUCUCAGAUUUGUUUUAAAGGCCUUCUAUCCCAGAACUUUAAAACUUGGGGUCCUGAUCUAAUGCUAUCGAAAAAUCUUGUCAUGUUUCAAUUCAGGCAUUAUAUGGAAUCAUUUUGAUUUCCCUGAGUUUUUUUUACUUAAUUUGAUAUCACUAUUGCUUUUUCCGAGUCUUUCUUGUUAAUUCAGUACCUUUUGUCCAGUGCUGGGGAACUGAUACCUAAAUUCGAUUAUUAUCUGAUAGAUGUAUGACAACAAGAAGAGACUUUCCUAAUGGCACACUUUGGAGAACAGCAGUUGAAACAUUCAAUAAAUUUAUGGUUGAUGAUCUUAGCAAGGUGACCAAAAGCUCAACAACAGAUAUAGCUAAUAUAAGAUCUGCAAAAGUACGCACUUGGAAAGCAGUUGCUGAUAUUUAUGAAAUAUUUCUUGCGGCAUAUUGUGGUCGUGCUCUGCCUUCAAAUGCACUUUCUGUGUUGGCCCUGAAAGCUGGUGAGUUUCUUGAAAUGAAUAUCUUGGAUAUCCUGGGAGACAAGAUUCUCAAUUCCCAGACUGAUGCACCCGCUGAUAUACUGCAGCGAUUAAUCUCCACCUUAGAUAUAUGUGCUUCAAGGACUUGCUCCUUGCCUCUUGAGACUGUUGAACUUAUCCCUCCACAUUGCAUUAAAUUUUCAUUGACCUGCUUGCAGAAGUUGUUUUUGUUGAGCAGGCACAUGUGAAACUGCUUUUGAUAAAUAAUGCCGGGCCAAUAUUAAUGGUUACGGAUUUGAUGAUCUCUUAUUUUCAGGCAGAGAACAAGCGAUCAAAAUUCAACCAGUUCCGAAGUUAGCAAAAUCUCAAUUGGAACAUUGUUGAUCAGAUGUGAAUAUAUACUAGAUAAAUUUUUGAAGGAUGAGAAUGAACUAGGGGAUUGUCCACUGCCUGCAGCAAGA